AUGGCGGCUCAGCGAGUGUUCCCACUUUCCUGUGUGGUGCAGCAGUAUGCCUGGGGGAAGUUGGGAUCUAACAGCGAAGUGGCCCUACUACUGGCCAGCAGUGACCCACUGGCCCAGAUCUCAGAGGACAAGCCAUACGCAGAGCUGUGGAUGGGGACCCACCCUCGGGGAGAUGCCAAGAUCCUUGACAAUCAUAUCUCACAGAAGACCCUAGGCCAGUGGAUUGCUGAGAACCAGGACUGCUUGGGGUCAAAGGUCAAAGAUACUUUUAAAGGCCAACUGCCCUUCCUCUUCAAAGUGCUCUCAGUUAAAACAGCGCUGUCCAUCCAGGCACACCCUAACAAGGAGCUGGCAGAGAAGCUACACCUCCAGGCUCCAGAGCAUUACCCUGAUGCCAACCACAAGCCAGAGAUGGCCAUUGCCCUUACCCCCUUCCAGGGCCUGUGUGGCUUCCGACCAGUUGAAGAGAUUGUGACCUUUCUGAAGAAGGUACCUGAGUUCCAGUUUCUGAUUGGACAUAAUGCAUCGACACAGCUAAAGCAGAGCAUGGGCCACGACUCCCAAGCUGUGGCUUCUGCUCUGCAGAACUGUUUCUCCCACCUGAUGAAGAGUGAGAAGAAGGUGGUAGUGGAGCAGCUCAACCUGCUGGUGAAGCGGAUCUCUCAGCAAGUGGCUACAGGAAACAAUAUGGAGGAUAUCUAUGGAGAGCUUUUGCUGGAGCUGCACCAGCAGUACCCAGGGGAUAUUGGUUGCUUUGCCAUCUACUUCCUGAACCUGCUUACCCUGAAGCCAGGGGAGGCCAUGUUUUUGGAGGCCAAUGUGCCCCAUGCCUACCUGAAAGGAGACUGUGUGGAGUGCAUGGCAUGUUCAGACAAUACAGUGCGUGCUGGCCUGACACCCAAGUUCAUCGACGUGCCAACCCUGUGUGAAAUGCUCAACUACACCCCUAGUCACAGCAAGGACAGACUCUUUCCCCCAACAUGGAGUCAGGAAGACCCUUACCUUUCCAUCUAUGACCCCCCUGUGCCGGACUUCACCGUUAUGAAGAUUGAGGUCCCUGGCUCCAUCACUGAAUACAAGGUCUUGGCAUUGGACUCUGCCAGCAUUCUCCUGAUGGUUCAGGGAACAGUCACAGCCAGCACACCCACAGCCCAGGCACCCAUCCCCCUGCAGCGUGGCAGGGUGCUCUUCAUUGGGGCCAACGAGAGUGUCUCGCUGAAGCUUACAGUGCCUAAGGACCUGCUGAUAUUCCGAGCCUGCUGUCUGCUGUAGAGGC
Messenger RNA from Orycteropus afer afer, 1276 nucleotides. RefSeq names its product mannose phosphate isomerase (gene MPI). Gene Ontology annotation, cellular component: cytosol. The record is from RefSeq and is a predicted model, not a curated record. Lineage: Eukaryota; Metazoa; Chordata; Mammalia; Tubulidentata; Orycteropodidae. Gene Ontology annotation, molecular function: mannose-6-phosphate isomerase activity; zinc ion binding. Gene Ontology annotation, biological process: carbohydrate metabolic process; GDP-mannose biosynthetic process.